Etheostoma cragini (Arkansas darter) is the source of this 795-nucleotide messenger RNA. RefSeq names its product NK2 transcription factor related 7 (gene nkx2.7). Gene Ontology annotation, molecular function: DNA-binding transcription factor activity, RNA polymerase II-specific; RNA polymerase II cis-regulatory region sequence-specific DNA binding. Gene Ontology annotation, biological process: cell differentiation; regulation of transcription by RNA polymerase II. The record is from RefSeq and is a predicted model, not a curated record. Lineage: Eukaryota; Metazoa; Chordata; Actinopteri; Perciformes; Percidae. Gene Ontology annotation, cellular component: nucleus. The coding region runs from base 1 to 795 and encodes 264 amino acids. The transcript is spliced from 2 exons.
AUGCAGACCAGUUCCACCUCCGGGACGCCUUUUUCAGUCAAGGAUAUUUUGAAGCUGGAGGAGCACCACCACCACGAUGACUUGGAGAAUGGAUUUCCUUUACUGCCCGACCAAGUUGUUCCGAUGAACUAUCAGCACGUGCACGCGUGUGCGUCCCGGACCGUCCGGCCGGAGCCGCGCGUGCCCGGCCCGCAGGAGAGGCUCGAGGUGCACAGCAGGGCGGCGCGAGAGGAGACACUGGAGCAGGAAAUAAGCAGUCCGGAGAGUUCCCCUGACUGUGACAGAAGCCCCCCCAGCGGCGGAGCCCCCAGCCGGGCGCGCAGGAAGCCCCGGGUCCUCUUCUCCCAGUCCCAGGUGUCCGAGCUGGAGCGGCGCUUUCGGCAGCAGCGCUACCUGUCCGCCCCGGAGAGAGAGCACCUGGCCCGCGUCCUCACGCUCACCUCCACGCAGGUCAAGAUCUGGUUCCAGAACAGGCGGUACAAAUGCAAGCGGCAGCGGCAGGACAAGUCUCUGGAGCUGGCGGGGUUUCCCGGACCCAGGAGGGUGGCGGUGCCGGUGCCGGUGCCGGUGGUGGUGCGGGACAGCAGGCUCUGCGGGGCGGGUUCGCCUGCAGCGCCGCCGCCCUACAACGUGACUCUGGGACAUUAUAAUUCUGUAUUGUACGGAAACAGCGGCUUGUACGGCUGCGGUUAUCACUCAGCCGCACAGCUGGCUGAUGUAACAUGUGGAAACAGCGAGGAGGCCUUUAACCACGCGCACUUCCACGUGUCUCUACAGGGUGUCCGAGGCUGGUGA